Messenger RNA from Hylaeus volcanicus, 2351 nucleotides. RefSeq lists its product as uncharacterized. The record is from RefSeq and is a predicted model, not a curated record. Gene Ontology annotation, cellular component: nucleus. Bases 74 to 2320 code for a protein of 748 amino acids. The transcript is spliced from 2 exons. NCBI's taxonomy places the organism in Eukaryota, Metazoa, Arthropoda, Insecta, Hymenoptera, Colletidae. Gene Ontology annotation, molecular function: DNA binding.
AAAACAGCGCAACUUCAGGGCAAACAUAGUCAGUCUGUCCAAGUUUGUCACAGUCUGUCAGUGUGUGUACACGAUGUCGGUAAAACGGAUGAAACCGCGUGUUUACUUGACGCUCCAACAACGGCACGACAUUUUACAACAAAUAGAAGUUGGCGUUCCAAUGAUACAAUUAGCCAACGAUUACAAUGUCAACAGCAUGACUAUACGGCGUAUCAGGUCGAAUGCAGCCCAGAUACGGCAACAAUCGCAGCUAAUGGGAAUUAAAAAUCAGAAGAAGUUUCGGAUGCCAGUGCUGCGUCAGUUGGAUAUGCGUUUGUACGCGUGGUAUUUACAUCGGCGAACGAUAGACGAUCACGUUACCGAUUCGAUGUUACAAGCGAAAGCGAAGGAAUUGAACGAACAAUUCGGUGGUCCGUCGUCGUUUACGGGAUCCAGAGGCUGGAUAUGGAGGUUUAAACGUCGGCAUGGCAUCAAUCCCCCUAAAUAUCAUGACGAGUGCACCAAUAACACGGGGACAGAAGGAGACUUUCCCUGGAACUCUUUACAGCAGAUGGAAGAGGAUGAGAUGGAGCUAGAAAAUUUUUACAAUAUGAACGAAAUGGACCUGGCGUGGAGAGUUGUUCCACGGAAGACGUUAGAAGAGAAGAAAGUGUUUAAACAUAGAAUGACGACGCAUCGGCUGGAUUCGAUCGAAAUGCAAAAUCUUUCGUCGUUGGUCACGUACGAAUACGAGAGAUCGAGAGAUCUGAUGAACUGUCGGAACCGAUUGCCCGUUGUUUUCAAGGCUCGCAGGAAUAUUUGGACAGAUCGGAACGAGUUUGCAGAUUGGUUUGAGAAUUACUUCAAACCAGCCGUGAGGAGACACCAGAUCCGAAGGGGUGCCGGCGGUAAGGUGUUCCUUUUAUUAGAUAAAUGUAGAAUUAAUGUACUACCACCCCCAUUGAGAAGGCAGGACGAUAUCGAACUCGUAUAUUUUUCGACGAACAUGGCGGGUCCACCAACAGGCCAAGAAAUAGUGGAGAGGACAAGAAGAUCCUUCGGUCGCAUUAUGUUGCGGAAGAUCUUAGAAUUUCCUGACGGGGUAGUGGAAUUUUAUGGGAAUUACUAUGUGAGAGAUUGCGUCAGUUUGAUCAACGAGAUCUGGAUAGAUACAAUACAGAUGAGUAUAUGUAAAUCGUGUAGCAAAUUACUGGCAGAUACAGCAACUAAGGAACAAAAGACUGAGGAAGAAGAAAACCAAAUAAACACUUCUCGAGUUGCGUUAGAUAAACUUGUUGGAAACCAGAUAGAAAAUAAGUUAGUUAGUUCGAGAAUUACAGACACGGCGAGAACAAGAAAAACUAUUUAUCGAAAUCAAACGACAGAACGCAAUGCGUUAGCUACUCUCGACAUUAUCGACGUAGCACGAACUAUCAAAACAGAGCCUGUCCCUCGAGAUGAGAUCGAAGAAUGCAACAUGACGGACGUUACCGACAUUUCGGCUACGCUGGGAAGAAUUAAAGUUGAGACCUAUCCUCUAAGUCUGAGGGAAGAAUGCGACAUGCCUGUAACGGUAGGAAGAAUGAAAGUAGAGGCCUUUCCUUUAGACGUGAUGGAAGAGAACGACGACACGCGAGACGUUACGGAAAUUCCAAUUGCAGUGGACAAAAUCAAAGUGGAGGCUUUCCCUUUAGAUGUAACGCGAGAAUGUGUGAUAAGACCAAUUAAAACUGAACCUAUCCCUCAAGAUGAAACCGAUGAUUGCGAUAUAGACGUUACGGAAAUUUCAAAUAGUGCGAGGCGAAUAAAAGUAGAGACUGAUCCUCUGAAUCAGAUGGACUAUUGCGAAAUUCCAAACACAGUGGGAAGGGUGAAAGUAGAGCCCGUUCCUCGCGAUCGAAUGGAAUAUCGCGAUACGUUGGAUAUCACUGAAAUUUCGAACACGGUGAGACCAAUUAAAUUGGAGGUUGUCAAUCGAAAUCGGAGAGACGAACGCGACGUGUCGAUUAUUCCCGAUAUUACGAGCACGGUAGAGAGAGUCAAAGUGGAGGGUGGCUCUGAAAAUCGUGUAGACAGGAUUGUAGGGAAUGACGAUGACUUAGAUAUAGAGUUCAAUAACGUGAAAACAGAUGACGAGUAUUUCCUGGAGCCUGACUUGGACGAGGAGCAGACAAAAAAGAUGUUUUCCAGUUUAGCACUGUGGUCGCAAGAUCAACCGAGUUUUAUACAAUUGCAGUUCGUUGCUGAGCAAUUACUACUAUCGGAAUACAGGGAGUACCAGACCCACCAUUUAAUUUUAGAAAUAACGUUCAUUUUAGAGAGUGGAAUUCGCCCCCAUUAAUGUUUGUUUCUUCAGCUCAGGCGGAUACCAG